This is a messenger RNA of Melampsora larici-populina 98AG31, 429 nucleotides long. RefSeq lists its product as uncharacterized. The transcript is spliced from 2 exons. The record is from RefSeq and is a predicted model, not a curated record. Bases 1 to 429 code for a protein of 142 amino acids. Lineage: Eukaryota; Fungi; Basidiomycota; Pucciniomycetes; Pucciniales; Melampsoraceae.
AUGGGACCCACUCAAGGAGAGGUUCCACCUCCAGAACCACCAACGGGUAGCUUAGUGCUGACUUUAGAAGAUGAUGAAGUUGAUGAGAUGGCGGGAGGCGAAGGAACUAGGAUGGAGGAAAGAGAUGGAUUGGUGGGUAGUGAGGAGGAAGAGAAGAACUACACGGCAUCGGAUGACGCCAAGAAGAAAAAGAAGUCCAAAUCAGCAAAGAAAAAAGGGAAGGCAAAGAAUAAAGCCAAGAAAGAUGUAGAAGAUGACUCGGAUGACUCACCGAUACAGGAAGAAUUCCCGAAGUCGAACAGAUCACUCUACGCAGGGUUGAUUGAAACUGGUCACACCGCGGGAGCUCCCACAUUUGAACUAGCUCUUGAUCGAUCAGAUAACCGAAGCCCAACAAGCAGAGAUUUGAGGAAAGAUGUAGACAGAUAA